This is a messenger RNA of Eriocheir sinensis (Chinese mitten crab), 3652 nucleotides long. It is a transcript of the gene Galk, whose product is annotated as N-acetylgalactosamine kinase-like. Gene Ontology annotation, cellular component: cytoplasm; cytosol. NCBI's taxonomy places the organism in Eukaryota, Metazoa, Arthropoda, Malacostraca, Decapoda, Varunidae. Bases 308 to 1699 code for a protein of 463 amino acids. Gene Ontology annotation, biological process: carbohydrate phosphorylation; galactose metabolic process. The transcript is spliced from 9 exons. Gene Ontology annotation, molecular function: ATP binding; galactokinase activity. The record is from RefSeq and is a predicted model, not a curated record.
UUGUGAGUGUUAAAGGGGAGAAAGGGGUAAGGGCCGAACGGACGCACCAGUCGACGUAAACUUGCAGAUGUGUCAGAGUAGAGGCGGGAUGCCGGAGGUACUGUUAUCGCCGUGGCACCCCAGGGACACGCGUGGGAGGGAGACAGCAUCACACAGACAAUACACAAGAUAAGGAGAUAAUGAGAUAGACCGCAUCACACAUUCCCUGGUGUAGUGUGUGCCUCAGAGUUCUCCAGGGCACCCCAGCCGCCUGUGUCAACACUCUGCUUACUCACGUGUGUGGUUGCUAGCUUCACUAACCUCAAAAAUGACAGACAUGAGCCACAAAGUCCCGCCAGUGUACCAGGUGCCCAACGAGGGGGAGCAGGCCCAGCGUCUUGCCUACCUCUCGGAGACCUUCAUCUCAGCCUUCUCCCAAGAGCCUCAGUUCUUCACCCGUGCUCCUGGAAGGGUGAACCUUAUAGGGGAGCACGUGGACUACUGUGGGUAUGCCGUGUUCCCGAUGGCAGUGGAGCUGGACAUCAUCAUCGCUGUGGCCACCAACACCUCCGGGACACUCAACGUCUGCAAUGUGGACCCCUCGUACUCUCCCUUCUCCUGCGACAUGAACAGCUUUGAAAUCAACAAGGAUAAGCUGGCAUGGUUCAACUACGUGCUGUGUGGCGUGCAGGGCAUCAAGGAGGAGGGAGGACUGAGUGGACCUUUCAUUGGCCUCAACCUGGCAGUCUCGGGCAACAUCCCCCACUCCUCUGGCCUCUCGUCCUCCUCAGCCCUGGUCUGCGCCUCAGCCCUAAGCAUGUCGCACGCUCAUGGCCUCUCGCUGAGCCUGGAGAACCUUGCGGAGAUAUGUGCUCGCUGUGAGAGGCACAUUGGCACCCAGGGAGGAGGCAUGGACCAAGCUAUCUCCUUCCUGGCUACUAAAGGCACCGCCAAGUUGAUAGAGUUCAAUCCACUACACGCCACCACAGUCGUGUUGCCACCCGGGGCCACCUUCGUCGUGGCAAACAGCCUCGCGCCCAUGAACAAGGCGGCCAACUCCUACUUCAACUGCCGGGUCAUGGAGUGUCGUCUGGCGGCCCAGGUCAUGGCAAAAAGAGCUGGACUGCCGUGGCGGACGUUCCAGCGACUGGGUGAGCUGCAACGCGCUCUAGACAUGACGCUGCCGCAGAUGAUCACAAUGGUGGAGGACACAUUUGAGGUGCGGCCCUACAGCAAGCGGCAGGUGUGUGAGCUGCUAAACACCACACCGGACGAAAUCAACCAGGUGUCCCUCUCCGAGAACACUCGACACAUUCAGGAGUUCAAGCUGCACGACCGGGCACUUCAUGUCUUCUCUGAGGCUCACCGGGUCUGGGAGUUCAAGAGGGCCUGUGAGGAGGGUGGCGUCAUGGCCUUGGAGCGGCUUGGCAGGCUGAUGCAGGAGUCCCACAAGUCCACACAGCUCCUCUAUGAAUGCUCCCACCCCAAGCUGGACAGCCUCGUGGAGCACUCUAAGGGCUUGGCGUAUGGGGCGAGGCUGACGGGGGCUGGGUGGGGCGGCUGCAUGGUGGCCCUGGUGGAGGAUGGGAAGGUGGAGCAGUACAAGGAUCACCUAUGGAAGCACUGCUACAGCAAGGAACCCGCAGCCCAGGGACGCCCCAGGGACUCUUACCUGUUUACCUCACACCCGGGCCCCGGCGCGUGUGUGUUCGUUAAGUAAGGGACUCGCUGGGUUUGUUGCUUCACCUGGUGCCAAGAUCUUGAGUCCUGUACUGAGAGUAGAGGUUCCUUUCCCUACUUCAUGUACUGCUAUCACCUGUAAGAGUAGAGGUUUACCUGCCCACCUGAUGUGUCUCCUGAGUGAGUAGUAAAGGUUGACUUCCUGUUUAAGUGCACUGUCCCAAAGUUUUCCAAUGCAGGGUUUCCUUCCAUAGACCAGUAGAGUAUUUUGACUAGUUUGUACACGUCACUCCAAAUGGUGCUCGCAUUAGAAAAAAGAAAUAGCUCCAGAGAAUUGAGUUUUUUGUUAUUUUUACAGUGAAGGAGGCAGCUCAGGGUCAAAAAGCAAUGAAAUAAACCUCUAUAAAGCUCUGCUCCUACAAAGAUGACAGGGGAUAUAUUCCAAAGCGUUGACAAAGGUUUUGAAGUGCAAUGCUGUAAGAGUCAAGAUUGAUGAGCAUUUUAUAUCUAGACAUUUCUGUACUUUCAUGUCCAAUUUUCAAGAGUAUAUUUUUCCUAAUGCGAGGAACUAAUUGGAAAGCUGUGUAUGAAUUGGUAAAAAAACCUAAUGUGUGUGUGUGUGUGUGUGUGUGUGUGUGUGUUGGUGCUGUAGUCUUUAAGAAGGUGCUGCCACAUGAGUUUCUGUCUGGUGAUUGAAGGAAUGUCUCAGCACACAGGUCACAUCUGUUGCAAGUGGCUGUUUAGUGAAAAAAAGUUGUUUGUCAGAAGGUUUCGCUGAUGAUUGGACAGACUCAUGUGUUGGCACCGUCACUGUGAAAGGUAGUACAAAUUUGAUGGCAUUAAUAUCAUUAUUAUUAUCAUUUAUUAUUUUUAUUAUUACUGUUAUUAUUGUUACUAACCUGCAUGGUACAUCAGGUUUUGCUGUUAUUACUAACAGUGACAGAUGUGUGUAUGUGUAUAUUUUUGAAGGGUUAAGUAUUAUGGCUGUACUACUUGGAGUGUUAUAUUUUGGGUUGUAUAACAGUGGUUGGUUUAUUCAGUUUGAACUGGUGCCAUUAUGUUCUGAGGGAUCUCCUGAUUUUGUUUGUUGAAGCACUCGGAUUUGCGUUGGUUAGUGAUGCCUGUUGAUGAUGAUGAUGAUUAUUUGAUGACCGGUGGCUGACUGAAUGUGGUGCUGUGUCUUAGGUGCUGAGUUCUGGGUGCAUGAUGACUUAACUGACUCGUUAGGUUGAGACGAGUCGUUCGGUACUAAGAGUGAGUCAGUCACUUGACGCUGUGCUUCUUGACUGAUUGGACUCAGAGCUUCCUUGGUUGGUGUCCCUGCCUCUGCUUCAAUAGCUAGUAAUCACACCUCAAGAAUAGAUAUUUGAGGCUUAUUUUCUAUUAUAAGUUUGAUUUUUAUUACUAAAUGUGACCUUUGCAGCAUUUCAAUAGCUAAUACAGUACUUAAAAUUCAAGAAGAGAUAAUUGAAGUUUUUUUGUAAGUAUUAUUUCCUAUUAGUAAUAUGACCAAUACUAUACUUCCAAUAGCUGCUACCCAAACCUCAAUAGAUAUCUGCAGUCGUUUUGUUAAAUUCUCUACCGAUUGCUUAAUGUGACCCUUGCUAUAAUCCAAUAGCUGGCACUUGAAACUCACGCAAAGAUAUUUGCUAUAAGUUUAAUAUCCUGCUACCAAUGUGAUCUUUGCUGUAGUUCAAUAGCUUGAAUUGAAGGAGAUAUUUGCUAUUUUUGGGGUAAGUUUAAUUUACUAUUGCUGAUGUGACCCUUGCCAUAGUUCAAUAGCUGCUACUUAAAACUUACUUAAAACUUAAAUAUUUACAGUUCUUAUGUUCCAUAUUAUAUUACUACAUGUGACCCUUACCACAUUGCAAUAGCUGGUACAUGACACAAGCCUAGAACUUUGUGAGAAACCCCAACAGCUUUCCUUUCCAUGCCAAUUUCUCCCGUCACAUUUGCUGUAAUUGAUGUAAAUAAAGGAAAUACACAUCAAGUA